AUGAAGACUAAGGCGAUUAAUCAUACGAAAAAUGAUCUUUGGUUGGAUGUGCAGUUCUACCAAGGCUUAUUGCCAGUAAAAGAUGCCAUUGCAGCGCGAUCCUAUGUUAUAUUAGCUGCAGAUGUUCAAGACCAUCAAUCACAUAGUGAGGCAAUUUCGUUAGCCAAUGACAUGGCUUCUUCAUUCUCCCCCCCACCCGGCAAUUCGCGGGAUGUUGGACUAACCGACUCCGACGAGAGUUACUCCGUAAAGGCUAGGGCGCUCUGUGAUGGAAUUUCUUUUAUCAUGUAUAAAAAAAAAGAUGUGUUGCCUCCAUCCUUCAUGCGCACCUUAUCCCAUAGCAAGAUAAGUUGUUGUUUUAGUUUGUGUGAUCAAAUGGGUUGUAGUUGUGAACGCCCACAUGUUAUACCAGACAGAUGGAGGUUACAGGUGGAUACUCUGGAACCUAUCCCCUUGACGGUGUGCAUGCGCGGGCGAAAUAUUCGACUUUCCCAUAGCAAUAUCAUUCCCACGGCGGGGUACUUUUUUGCGCUCGGCUUGCUGGAGGUGGAGGCCGUGCAGGCAGUGGUACCCACUCUUUGUCGCUUCAACUUGAAUUGCAAGCAUGGCUGCUAUUGCCUCUACAUUCACGCCAACAUAGACGUUACGUCUGCUGCAGUGCAUAAUGCCGACACUCCCUUAAGGAAGUGGGUAGAGUCUAAUUCACUUAAUUUCAUGUCCAAAGAGGAGCAGAACGACUUUUUUGAUUUCUUGUCGGAAAGAGGAGUCGAGAAUGUCGGCGACUUGCAGAUUCUUGGGGACUCGGCAUUCGAAUCUCUCCUCGCCAGCAUCCCGUCGCGCUGGGCCGAGGCCAUUUUAGUCACGAGCCAACUCCGCAACUUCGACACCAAGGCCUUCUUGAAGGACGUCCUAAUGACCUUCCCGCGCAUCAAACCACCCAUCCAACUGCCGGACGGGGUACAGAGGGUGGGGGACCUGCUUAAGAUGCCUCAGACCCUUUUUUACCACUUCCACUGGUUGCCCCACGUGCUAAACACAUGUGAGAUCAUCCGGGCCCGGUUUGACUUCGACGAAAAGUACAAAGUCACCCGUCUCUCCAAGGAGCCGGCGGACUCCUUUUUGGUGAGGGUCACCGACAUUAUCAACGGCUUCCGCGCGCUGCACGCACACUGCAGUUGGCGCAAACACAACCCCCACCGGACGGUCGUGACGUCCAUCCUGACGUACGUGGACGUGAGGGGUUGCCAAUGUGGGCUGCUCCCGCCGGGCAGCCCCUUGCGUGGGGGGGAUGAGGACGAUGAUAAUGCGUUCCCCGCCCUCCCGUCGAUCCCCCCGGGGGCGGCGAUCGGCCUCCCGGAGCGGUCGUGGUGCACAUGCGCGCGGCGCUGGGAGGUGGGGGUGAACUACGAGCUCAGCACCCCGAGUGGCUCCCGCUGUUCCGAGCAGAACGCAAUGGGGAAGCUAGCCUCACUGGGAGUGCCCACCUGGUCCGUCCGGGAGCUCUUCGUGCAUGGCUCGAGUGAGCAUGUGAACCCGCUUUUCCCGUGCGGUGUGUGUGAUAAUAUGCUGCAGCGGGUCGCCAAGGAUGUGCGCACGCGGUACGGUGGCGAGAUUAGGUUGUAUAUGUUCGAUGCUACAGUGCCGUCCAAGGUGGUAUCCCUGCCGAUGUCAGAAAUUUCUCACCGCGUUGGAUCGAGUUUCAGACGGUUUGUCGAGAGCGAUUUGCAGAACUGA
Messenger RNA from Phytomonas sp. EM1, 1734 nucleotides. NCBI's taxonomy places the organism in Eukaryota, Euglenozoa, Kinetoplastea, Trypanosomatida, Trypanosomatidae. The record is from the annotation of a GenBank genome assembly.